Messenger RNA from Medicago truncatula (barrel medic), 690 nucleotides. RefSeq lists its product as uncharacterized. The transcript has 3 exons. Bases 1 to 690 code for a protein of 229 amino acids. The record is from RefSeq and is a predicted model, not a curated record. NCBI's taxonomy places the organism in Eukaryota, Viridiplantae, Streptophyta, Magnoliopsida, Fabales, Fabaceae.
AUGGCACUCCUUACCUCUGAGUUUGCUAUGAAGGAUUUGGGUCCAUUGUGUUAUUUUUUUGGCAUUGCCGUGACCAAACACAUCGAUGGACUAUUUCUUAGUCAGAGUACCUACGCUGGUGAAAUUAUUGCCCGAGCAGGCAUGGCCUCGUGCAAACCUUCUACUACUCCAGUUGACACCAAACAGAAGCUCGUGUGUCUUCACAUGCUUGCUCUCAAACGCAUCUUGCAUUAUGUUCAGGGCACCCUACACUAUGGUUUGCAUCUCUAUCCAUUCCCUAUUGAGAAACUUAUCUCCUAUACUGAUGCUGAUUCGGGUGGAUGUCCUGACACCCGUCGUUCUACUUCUGGCUAUUGUGUAUUUCUUGGUGAUAACCUCAUUUCCUGGUCUUCCAAGAGACAACCCACACUUUCUCGGUCUAGUGCAAAAGCUGAGUACAGGGGUGUUGCUAAUGUGGUAUCUGAAUCUUGUUGGUUUCGCAACCUUCUCUUGGAGCUUCAUUUCCCACUCUCUCAGGCUACCUUGGUGUAUUGUGAUAAUGUCGCUCGUGGCCAGGCACGCGUCCUUCAUGUUCCUUCUCGUCACCAGAUUGCUGUCGUCUUCACCAAAGGUCUACCUCGUGUUCUUUUUGAUGAUUUCCAGAUCAGUCUAAACGUCCGUGAACCUCCCGCUUCGACUGAGGGGGUGUAA